Ipomoea triloba (trilobed morning glory) is the source of this 1035-nucleotide messenger RNA. RefSeq names its product ervatamin-B-like. Gene Ontology annotation, cellular component: lysosome. NCBI's taxonomy places the organism in Eukaryota, Viridiplantae, Streptophyta, Magnoliopsida, Solanales, Convolvulaceae. The coding region runs from base 1 to 1035 and encodes 344 amino acids. Gene Ontology annotation, molecular function: cysteine-type endopeptidase activity. The transcript has 2 exons. The record is from RefSeq and is a predicted model, not a curated record.
AUGGCAAUCAAGUUUGAUCCCAAAUGCAUUAUUCUUGCAAUCCUUCUGUUCCUCUUGUGGACGUGCACUAUCCACGCCACUUCCCGCACCCUAGAAGAGCCAUUAUCCUUGCUCCAGCGUCACGAGAAGUGGAUGGCUCACCAUGCACGUUCUUACAAAAAUGACGUUGAAAAGGCACAACGGUUCGAAAUUUUCAAACAAAACUUAGAGUUUAUUGAAUCGUUCAACAGCGAAGGCACUCGAUCAUACAAAUUAGGCCUCAAUAGAUUUGCUGAUUUGACACAUGAGGAGUUCCAAACCUCGUUGCUUAACGUGGACAGCCUACUGUAUCACCUUAAUUUGUUCCCUAUAGGAAACUCAAAUGGGAAUGGAAGUUCGAAUGAUGUUCCGGAUAGUUUGGACUGGAGAGAGAAAGGCGCAGUUACUCAAGUCAAAAAUCAAGGCAACUGUUUGGCGUGUUGGGCAUUUGCGGUGGUGGCGGCGGUGGAGGGAAUAAAUGAAAUCAAGACCGGAAAAUUAGUGUCCUUGUCGGAACAACACCUUCUAGACUGCGACCCGAAUCAUUUCGGCUGCAAUGGCGGAGUGAUCACUGAUGCAUUCCAAUCGAUAGAAGAUAUGGGCGGGCUCUCGUCGGAAUCCGACUAUCCCUACAAGGCUUCUGAAGGCACGUGCAAUACCCAAAACUCCCAGGCGACGGCGGCGACCAUUACCGGGUUCGAACAAGUCGAGAAGACCGAAUCCGCGCUCCUUCAGGCCGUGAGCGGCCAACCUGUCGCCGCCGGCAUCACCGUCGGCGGGAAAGAGUUCCAGCUGUACUCGAGCGGCGUCUUCGACGGCGAUUGCGGCAGCGGAUCCUACCACGCCGUCGCCGUCGUGGGGUACGGUGCAAGAAAUGACGGUCAAAAAUAUUGGGUGAUAAAGAAUUCAUGGGGCACGGGGUGGGGCGAAAAAGGGUACAUGAAAAUGGCGAGGGAUACCGACGAGGAGGGAGGGCUGUGUGGCAUUGCUAAUGAUGCUGCGUACCCCACUGCUUAG